AUGAGCAGCUUAGCUACUGGAUUACCCCCCAACUGGACAAUCAAAGUCUCCAAAACACACGACAAGGAGUACUAUCUCAACCAAUCGACCAACGAAUCCUCUUGGGAUCCUCCAUACGGGACAGACUUGCUGGUGUUGAACGAAUAUUUGACUAAAUUCAAGGAGAACGGUCGCAAGCCCGUCAUCAAUAAAGAUGGAAAAAUCAGGGCUAGCCACAUCUUGACUAAACAUCAGAAAUCUAGAAACCCCAAAUCAUGGAGGAACCCAGACAUUACAAUUUCAAGAGAGGAGGCAAUUGAUAGAGAAAGAGAUAUUCUUGCUAAGCUCUUGAAAGGAGAUUCUACAUUUAGUGAGAUAGCUACAUCAGAGAGUGAUUGCUCUUCACAUGGCAGAGGCGGAGACCUAGGUUACUUUGGAAAGAAGGAAAUGCAGCCAGCAUUUGAAAAUGCCGCUUUCGGUCUACAUGUGGGAGAGAUUAGUAAUUUAAUUGAAACUGAUAGCGGCAUUCAUAUAAUCCAGAGAACUGGAUGA
This is a messenger RNA of Lodderomyces margitis, 531 nucleotides long. RefSeq names its product peptidylprolyl isomerase (gene ESS1). Gene Ontology annotation, cellular component: cytosol; nucleus. The coding region runs from base 1 to 531 and encodes 176 amino acids. Lineage: Eukaryota; Fungi; Ascomycota; Pichiomycetes; Serinales; Debaryomycetaceae. Gene Ontology annotation, molecular function: peptidyl-prolyl cis-trans isomerase activity; protein binding. The transcript has a single exon. The record is from RefSeq and is a predicted model, not a curated record.